AUGUCGAACGGACAUUUCAUUCAAUCCCAUGGGGUUGAGACUUCGAUGGAUAUAGCCCGUCGCCAGGCGUACCAUGUAGCUCCCGUGGUGGGACAGAAGAGGCCUUUUACAACAUCCCAACCCCAAGAGCCUCCCAAACCUGGAGCGGGUGCGCAUCACAUCGCCCUGCGCAGGCCAAGCGAAAUAUCCAACCCACCGAUUCAAGAGUCGGUCCCUUUGGACUUGGCUCGAGCCUCGCUGGCCCCUUCCGCAAGCCGACUUACCGCCAGCAAAAUCCAUUGGGGUCUGGGUGCCGCGGCGCCAGAGGAGGAACGAGGCAUAUCGAACGCUCCCGGAUCCAGCCAAAAUCCACUCCUAUCUCUUUCGCAUCCCAGAUACGGACUGCCCACGGCUCUCACGGCCAAUUUCGCUGCACUGGGGGUCAACUCUAUUUACGCCUGGCAGGCGUCGUGUCUCUUGGCGCGGGGCCUUUUGUCCGGUGAGCGGCAUUUAGUUUACACAGCCCCCACUGGCGGGGGCAAGUCCCUGGUGGCCGAUGUACUGUUAUUGAAACGCAUCAUCGAGAAUCCAAACCGCAAAGCCAUUUUAGUCUUGCCCUAUGUCGCAUUGGUUCAGGAGAAGUUGAAAUGGCUGCGCCAGGUUGUCCAGGGCGUGGAGAAGGGUAUCUCGGAUGAAGAAGAGGACGAGGCUGCCGGGAUACAUUUUACGCGCAAACGAUGGAAACGAUUGCAAAGGUCCAUUUGCGUGACUGGAUACUUCGGCGGAAGUCGGACUACUACUAGCUGGGCAGAUACCGAUAUUGCAGUUUGUACUAUCGAAAAGGCCAACUCGCUGAUCAAUUCCGCCAUUGAGGAUUGCUCCAUUGGAGAUUUGGGUGUGGUGGUGCUAGAUGAGCUCCAUAUGCUUGACGAUGAACACCGAGGGUACUUGUUAGAGCUGAUGGUGACGAAGUUGCUUUUGCUCCAGCAAGAUAUUCAAAUCGUGGGGAUGAGUGCAACGCUCUCGAACACGGAGAUGCUCGCGAAAUGGAUGGAUGCCAAAUUCUACAUCUCUACAUACAGGCCGGUGCCCAUCGACGAAUACUUGGUCUAUGAAAACACAAUUUAUCCGGCUGCGACUUCAAGGCAGCUGUUUCGAACAGCGUCCAAGCUGGCUGUGACCACUUCUAUACAAGAUUCCAUUCCUCCACAUCGAACCAUCGAGCCUUCGGCUUACAAGGAGCUCAGCAACUCGGCCACUAAUGCUAUGGUGGCACUGGCGGUCGAAACUGCAGCAGCAGGGUUCGGCGCAUUAGUCUUCUGCGGCAGUCGAGGAGCCUGUCAAGUCCACGCCGCUACCAUAAGUGAGGCAAUGCCCCCACUAACAGAAGAAAAUGAUGAGAUGAACAAGCGAUUGGACCUCCUGGCCGAGCUGCGAAGUCUGUCAUGUGGCUUGGACCCCGUCCUCCAGAAGACAAUUAUAAAGGGAGCUGGAUUCCAUCAUGCAGGUAUGACGACGGAGGAGCGGGAGCUGAUCGCUCAAGCCUACGACCAAGGUGUGCUCAGAGUGCUGGUGGCUACAUGCAGUCUCGCAGCCGGUGUCAACCUUCCUGCGAGAAGAGUCAUCAUCAAUGGUGCUCGAAUGGGCCGAGAAUUGGUUGGUCCCGCAAUGCUGCGCCAAAUGUGUGGUCGCGCGGGACGCAAGGGCAAGGACGAUGCUGGGGAGACGUAUUUGAUUUGCGUCAAGGCCGAUCUUGAGGCGGUAUGCGAUUUGUUGGAUGCUGAUAUGCCGGCCAUUGAAAGUUGCCUGGCCCCGGAAAAAAAAGGACUCAAGAGGGCCCUCCUCGAAGCUAUUGCAACAGGCCUGGUGUCUGGGUCCGAAGCAAUUAAAGAGUAUGUGCAAUGUACUCUUCUUUACCUUACCCUCGACAAAAAGCUAGUAUAUGCCAUCAUGAACUCCGCCUUGCAGGAGCUCGUUGAAGAAGGGCUUUUGCUGUUGAAAGAGGAUGAGGCCUAUGAAGCAACUCUAUUGGGACAAGCGGUUGUGGCGUCAGCAUUCUCCCCAGAGGAUGGACUUUAUGUGCAUGAGGAGCUAAAGCGGGCACUCCAAGCAUUCGUGAUGGAUGGUGAUAUGCAUAUAUUCUACAUUUUCACUCCACUCCAGGUAGCCAUGAACAAUCCGAUCAAUUGGCCGAUCUUUCGUGAUCAGCUGGACCGCCUGGAUGAGAGCGGGCUUCGCGCACUCCAGCUUGUUGGCGUUCAACCGGGAUUUGUCAACACUAUGGUCCAGUCCGGUGCAUCGUUGAAGGAAACAACUUUAGCCCAGGUCAAACAAGCUCGUAUUUACCGCCGCGCUUAUACAGCUUUCCAGCUUCGCGAUCUAAGCAACGAAGUCCCUCUAACAACGAUUGCGCAGCGUUACCGAACUCCUCGAGGGUCCGUCCAAACUCUCGCCCAGCAAUGCCACGGCUUCGCUGCCGGAAUUGUCAAGUUCUGUCAACGCAUGAACUGGGGCAUGUUGGCUGCUGUUUUGGACCACAUGCGUGACCGCCUAGAAGCUGGUGCGCGGGCUGAUCUGCUUGAGAUGGCGCAGGUUACCUAUGUGAAGAGCUGGACGGCGCGAUUACUUCGUGAGAACGGAUUCAAGAAACUGCGCUCUUUGGCCGAGGCCAACCCGAAAGACUUGGUGCCGAUUCUUAUGAUGGUCAACCCGCGCCAGACGCAGAAAAAACAGCUCUAUCCUACCGAGGCAGAGCGUUAUGCCGCAAAGUUGUUGGCGAAAGCAGAGACUAUAAUUGCUUCUGCAAAUAAGAUCUGGGAUCGGGAAAUACAGGUUGAGUUAGAGGAGUAA
This is a messenger RNA of Penicillium argentinense, 2829 nucleotides long. RefSeq names its product DEAD/DEAH box helicase. Gene Ontology annotation, molecular function: nucleic acid binding; ATP binding. The transcript is spliced from 9 exons. The coding region runs from base 1 to 2829 and encodes 942 amino acids. The record is from RefSeq and is a predicted model, not a curated record. Lineage: Eukaryota; Fungi; Ascomycota; Eurotiomycetes; Eurotiales; Aspergillaceae.